This is a messenger RNA of Uranotaenia lowii, 3429 nucleotides long. Its product is annotated as RING finger protein B. The transcript is spliced from 5 exons. Gene Ontology annotation, cellular component: plasma membrane; cytoplasm. Lineage: Eukaryota; Metazoa; Arthropoda; Insecta; Diptera; Culicidae. Gene Ontology annotation, biological process: negative regulation of extrinsic apoptotic signaling pathway via death domain receptors; protein K48-linked ubiquitination; proteasome-mediated ubiquitin-dependent protein catabolic process. Gene Ontology annotation, molecular function: ubiquitin protein ligase activity. The record is from RefSeq and is a predicted model, not a curated record. The coding region runs from base 321 to 2522 and encodes 733 amino acids.
GUUGAUUUUUCCUGCGUGCAUCUCGAAAUUGCUUUGCGAUUGUUUUUCUUCCAUCUGUGCAAAAGUCUCGUAAAAAUUUAGAAUUUUUUACGCAAUUUUCCAAAAGUCACUAUUUUCAAGAUCCUAAAUUUUCUUGGCUUCAUUUCAAUGAACAGCGUGUGAAACCGGAAACAGAUAGCUUUCCCAUAUUGUCGGGAACCAUGUUCCUGGAGAUGUGCAGCAGUGAUGACGUCGAUCGUUUGCUGAGAGACGCGAAUAUUUUGCCAUUUUAGUUUUAAAUAAUUGCGUUUCGAGGAUCAGAUACCUGGAAGGGAAUAAAAAUGCCUUGCGAGAAGUGUAGCGUCCAGUUCGGUUUGCUGAUACGUAAAAAGUCCUGCUACGAAUGUCACAGAUUGUUCUGUCGAAAUUGCCUGGAACGGCGCCAGGAGCGGAUGCUGUGUGGCAACUGUAUGAUCUUCACCAAGCGGCCCCUGUCCAAGGUCGAUCUCGGGCAGCUGAAGGCGAAGGAUCUUAUCUUCUAUCUACAGUCAAAACACAUUUCCACCUCCGGAUGUGUGGAGAAGGAUGACCUGAUGAAUUUGAUUAUUGCUCACGUUAAUUCCGGGGCCAGCAGCCCAAGAAGCCCGGCGGGGAGCACCGGAAGUGGGAACAGCGGCAGCAGGGGAAUUUUUAACUUUAGCUCCUCGUCUUCCACGGGCGGAAGCUCGUCCGGGGCCCAGCAGUCGAGCAGAAGGGCUGCCGGAAAUGGAGGGCCGACCGGAAAUUCGACCUGGUACGGCAAUUUCUACAAUAACGGAGCCGAAAAUAGCAGCAACAACACCUUUGACCAGCUCAAGAACACUUGCCAGAACCUGUUUACAUCGAUUACGGAUAAACUGAAUACGGACAUUACAAAGCCUUCGAACUCCGGAUGGCGAUUUUCCCCCUCGUCGACCGAGGAAAACUUACGCCGCCGGGCUCAACCUGCUGCAGCACCGACUGCCCCUGUCAGUGAAAGCGUUUCCCAGCAGCCUCGUUUCGGCAACAACGACGUCCAUCAGCCUGCCAGUCCGGAUCGUUCGGAAGCUAGCAAUCACACUAAUAGUGCUCGACACAAUCGCAAUUCUGCUGUGCCAAAUGAGCGAAGUUUCUCGCCCUCAACCGUCGAUGAUAUCAGCAACGGAAGCGGACUAACGAGUGGAGCCGAUUCCAGUGGGAAUGCCUCGUCGGUUUCCUCGCCGGAGCAUCGAAAGGUUCGGGGAACCGAAGAACCUCCGCUCUCGCUGGACGCUCGGAUAGAUAAUAUGCUUGCAGUGGAAACGACGGUUAAUGGUUGUGAAUGUUCCGAUGAUGAGGAAGAAGGUGAUGGUGAUGCAGCUUUCAGAAGGAAGGAGUCCCAGAAGCAUAAUUCCGAGAAUAACCUUCAGGAACAGGAAGCAGGGCCGAGUCAAACGCAGCAAUCUACCAAUACGUUGGCUCCGGAAUCUAAAACUGACACGUCCUCGUCUUCUUUUGAUGAAAUUUUAAACUCGAGCUUGCCCAUCGAAAUAGAAGUCACUGUUUCGACGGAUGCGGACAACUGGCAGAUAAUCAAUAAUCCGGAUAUUCCUUUACCGGGAACGGAAACCAUGGUAGCGGAAGAAACGGCAAAUUCAAACGAUUUAAACAUGGUAAACAGGUCAAAUAAUGAAACUCAAACCGGGCAAGUUCCUUUACAAAAUCCAAUCUCCCGAAGGAGAUCCGAUAGCUACCUUAUAGGGGUAGCGCAAGAAGUCCAGCAAGGUUUGCAGGUAACCGAAGGUCAAACGGAACCGGAACCACACUCUAGUCAAUCGAUGGCCAACACCAACAAGUGCUUUAAAUGUGGCAAACGGCGCAGCGCCAUUCGUCGGCAGCUCAAAAAGUUCCGCAAACAGUUGAACUCGGCCAGCGGCGCUUCCGACGCAGACAAACGGCGCCAGUUGGAAACGUUCCUCGCCUAUCUGGAACGGAGAAGCAAAGGUUCGGUGGAGCUGUCGGAAGAUACGGAAUCUUCGAUUACCGAGGAAGCGAGCUUGAUGGAGGAUCAUCCGAUGGGUGGCCCGGCAAUUACAGGGGGACGAUCGGUGGAAAGUAGCCACACGUUGCUAUUCGAUACGGACGACGAAGAAAGAAUUAAUGUGUACUCGUCCGGGAAUCAGCAACUGGCCUAUAUGAGUCACAUCAAGCUUAGUGACAUUAAAGAAAGUGCUGAUCUUGACAUACUUUCGGUGAAACAACUCAAGGAGAUCCUGAUGCUUAACCGUGUCGAUUUUAAAGGCUGCUGUGAAAAACCGGAACUGCGUGAGCGGGUUCUGCGGCUGUGGCGUGAUUUUAAAUCCAUUCCAUCUAUCGAAAAAUUGGGCACCGAUGAUUUGUGCAAGAUCUGUAUGGAUGCGCCGAUCGAGUGUGUUAUUUUGGAGUGCGGACACAUGGCGACUUGCACCAACUGUGGCAAGGUGCUAAGCGAGUGUCCCAUCUGUCGGCAGUACAUCGUCCGGGUUGUUCGGUUCUUCCGGGCGUAAGGCCAGAACCGGUGACGGUUUAAAGUUUGGUGCAUAUUGGAUAAAAGUAUGAGGUAAGUCUUGUUAUACCUGCUAAAUUUGCUCACACAAUUCGCCAGUUUGUGUGCGUUGGAAAUGUGAUUUAAAGUACAUAUUUAUUCGAAAAUGGACAGCGAAACUAUGAAACAAUAAUUACUAUAUAUACUUAUGUGGAACGAUGUAGGGGUUUCCUAACGAUUGCUGCAAUCGAAUGGAGCAAUUUUAGAAUAGUUGUUUGAGGGGGUGUGUACAUAAAAGGCCGGCAUGAAACAAGCAGUUGCUUGCCAAUCUGUAUAAAUUUAAAAGAAGAAUAUGUUGGAACUUGUUAAUCUAUUUUAUGCGUAUGUAAAUGUUUCCAAUCGUCGAAGUUUAAUUUACAACUGGUUGUAGAAAAGGCAACCCAAUCAAUUAGGCUGUAACUUACUGACCUCUAGGAAAUCGAAGAAAAACCAUUGCGUUUUUGGACAGGAGCAAAGUCAAGUCAUUCAAAAUCAUUGAACGGCUUUCGCUUUGUUCGUUCGAAUUUACUUUUUUUGUUUCAACCAAAAAAGUUCAAAAUGAAAAGAAAUACGCCAAUGUUCAUAAAUCAUAAGGAAAGGAAAAAGAUAAACCUACUUAUAGGAAAGGAACCGUACUACUGUCUUCUAUUUAAGAAACAAACAUAGAAACACGCAACACAACUGAUUGAUUGAACAAUUAACUAUUUUCAAAAAAAAAUCCAAUUACAUUAGUAACUCAUAUAGUUUACCUAGCCCUAUGUAUUACAACUUGAACAAAACAAUAAUGUUAACUAUCUGAACAGUUUCCAAGUUUUCCAAACACGACUAGCAAACACUACUUUAAGCGCAUAAAAAUGUUUGAGAACAGCAUUCAAUAAAAUUAAUUGAAA